Messenger RNA from Striga hermonthica, 1083 nucleotides. NCBI's taxonomy places the organism in Eukaryota, Viridiplantae, Streptophyta, Magnoliopsida, Lamiales, Orobanchaceae. The record is from the annotation of a GenBank genome assembly.
AUGGCACCACCAGCAUCCUCCUCGGAGCAGCUCCACUUCAUCCUCGUCCCACUCCCCGCCCAAGGCCACAUCAUCCCCAUGAUCGACAUCGCCAAGCUCCUCGCCGCCCACGGCUCCACCGCCACCCUCGUCACCACCCCACUCAACGCCGCCCGAUUCUCCGAUGCCUUCCUCCGGGCCCGUGCCUCGGGCCUCGACGUCCGCACCCUCGUCAUCCCCUUCCCCUCCUCCCGUGACCUCCCCACGGGCUGCGAGAGCCUCGACUCCCUCCCUUCCCCGGGCCUCCUCCGACGAUUCUACGCGGCCCUCGACUCUCUCGAAGCCCCACUCGAGGCCCGACUUCUCAAGGCCAUCCACCCGCCGCCGAGCUGCGUGAUCUCCGACCGGUGCCUGCCGUGGACAACCCGAACGGCCCGGAGGUUCGGGGUGCCGAGGCUCGUUUUCCACGGGAUGAGCUGCUUCGCGCUGCUGGGGUCGCACAACGUGAGGGUCAGCGGGGCCCACCUGGUGAAAAGGCCGGAGACGGAGGCGUUUGAGAUACCGGGGAUGCCGGUUGGGGUGCGGAUAUCGAGGGCGCAGCUGCCGGGGUCGUUGGUGGCGAUGCCGGAGCUGGACGACAUAAGGGGAAGGAUGGCAGAGGCGGAGUCGAGCGCUUACGGGGUCGUCGUGAAUAGCUUCGAGGAGGUUGAAGGGGGCUGCGUGGAGGAGUACAGGAAGGUGGUGAAUAACAGAGUGUGGUGCAUUGGACCGGUUUCUCUAUGUAACAGGGAAACAAGGGACAAAUUCGAGAGAGGCAACAAAGCCUCGAUCGACGAAACCAAAAUUGGGGUUCGGGUUGGAGUCGAGCUGCCCGUCAGGUGGGGGGAGGAGGAGAGAGUCGGGGUGUUGGUGGGGAAAGAAGGGGUUGGUAGUGCCAUAGAGACGUUGAUGGGCGGAGGAGAAGAGGGGGAAAAGAGGAGGAUGCGGUCGGAGGAGCUAAGGGCGGUGGCGAAUUGUAAGAUGGAGAAUGGUGGGUCGGCUCAUCGUAAUAUAUCGACUUUGAUUCGAGACGUUAUGGAGCAUCAAGCCCAAGUUAGGCAUUGA